GGCUUGCAUAUUCAUAUAGAAUUACUUCAUUUAAACUUCUCAGGACAUCUUGUUAAAUGGGGAAGUGAUCACCCUGUAGACUAUGACAACAGGAUAUGUGAAUGAAGGAAGUCUUGGAAAAUACCGCUGUUCCAGGUGGCAUCACGAGGACAGCAGAGACGAUGAUGGGCGCCCAGAGUGCCACGAAGGAGAUGAAGAGGGCAAACAGCACAGGCUGACCCCAUUUGAGAAACUGAUGCAGGAUAUGUCUCAUAAUGAAAAGGUGGUGAAAGAAUUAACACUGGGAAAGAGAAUUGCCUUCUAUCGAGUCAGAGGAGAAAUAGGAAGUGGGAAUUUCUCACAAGUGAAGCUUGGAAUUCAUUCCCUAACCAAAGAGAAAGUUGCAAUUAAGAUUUUGGACAAGACAAAGCUAGACCGGAAGACUCAACGUUUGCUGUCUCGUGAGAUAUCCAGCAUGGAAAAGCUGCACCACCCAAAUAUCAUCAGGCUGUAUGAAGUGGUGGAGACACUCUCAAAACUGCACCUGGUGAUGGAGUAUGCAGGAGGUGGGGAGCUCUUCACUAAAAUCAGUACAGAAGGAAAGCUGCUAGAAACAGAGUGUAAAAUAAUCUUCUCCCAGAUUGUGUCUGCUGUGAAGCACAUGCAUGACAACAAUAUCAUUCACCGAGACCUGAAAGCAGAAAAUGUCUUCUAUGCCAGUAACACCUGUGUUAAGGUGGGAGACUUUGGAUUCAGCACAAUAAGUAAAAGAGAUGAAACUUUAAAAACUUUCUGUGGCUCUCCUCCUUAUGCUGCUCCUGAACUUUUCCGAGAUGAAAACUAUAUUGGCAUCUAUGUAGACAUCUGGGCACUGGGAAUCCUCUUAUACUUCAUGAUGACAGGCAGCAUGCCAUUCCGGGCAGAUACAGUAGGCAAACUGAAAAAGUGCAUUCUUGAAGGGACAUACACUUUGCCUCCCUGCCUCUCAGAAAACUGCCAGAAACUGAUAAAAGGAGUCCUUCAGCCAGUACCAACCAAGAGAUACUCUGUCAAACUGAUUAUGAACAGUGAAUGGAUGCAAGGAAUACAGUUCCCCAAACCUUUACAGACAUUUAAACUGGAUCCAAAAUAUUUAUCAGACAUCAGUACACUAAAAGAAGAAGAAAUUGAAGUGAAAAAUAUUCUGGAAGACCUUGGAAUCACAGAACAGCACAUUCAGAACAACCGGGGAAGAGACGCGCGCAGCUCCAUAACGGGGGUCUACAGAAUCGUGUUGCACAGAGUACAGAAGAAAAGGGCACUUGAAUCUGUUCCUAUCAUGUCCCAGCCAGAUCCAAAAGAAGACAACUCAAGGAAUGGAAUCACUCCUUACAGUGGCUUUAAGCACACAUCCAAGCUGUGUUCUAUUUUAUAAAAUUGCACUGCAGGCUUUAUGCUCAGCACAUUUGACAAAGGGGAUUAUUCACUUAUCCUUAAGCUUUAGUGUUCUUUUGUAAUUUUUGAAUAAACCAAAAAUGCCUCAUUUUCUUUGCAUUUGUCAAUUAACAGUGAAGCACUCAAAAACAGAGCUCUUGUGCAUUUGUUUGACCCUUUCUCCAUAUAUUUGGUAUAGCCAGUGCAAGAACCCAGUGACUGAAAAGAUCAUGAGUGGAGGGGACCUUUUAAUAAACACCAUGCUACUGCACUUAACCCACUUGGGAGAUUCUCUGCACAGGCAUCUAACUGCUAACUUCUGAAAGCUGUACCUAAGUUCAACACAACUUCACCACUGCAAACUGGGACAGCUGCAGAAACUAAACUUAAGCAGAGACCAGACUAAUCUAAUAAAUUGCAAAUUCUUUUGAACUUCCUCAUCAAAUUUAACAAGUUAAUUUUUAAAAAGCAUUUUAUUUCCUUUCAAGAAACAUCAAAGCUGUUGCUGGCUGCAGUUCCCAACUUGUCACCAUUCCAGAAGACAAAUCAGGAUUCAGUACUUUAACCCUGUAUGUGUGGGUGCCUGACUGGUUGGGCUACCAUCAGUUACCCUUCUGACACCUUCCACUGCUUGCAUGAUUCUGCCACUCUGGAACUGC
This is a messenger RNA of Melospiza georgiana, 2051 nucleotides long. It is a transcript of the gene NIM1K, whose product is annotated as NIM1 serine/threonine protein kinase. Gene Ontology annotation, biological process: microtubule cytoskeleton organization; protein phosphorylation; intracellular signal transduction. The record is from RefSeq and is a predicted model, not a curated record. Gene Ontology annotation, cellular component: cytoplasm. The transcript has 3 exons. The coding region runs from base 83 to 1393 and encodes 436 amino acids. NCBI's taxonomy places the organism in Eukaryota, Metazoa, Chordata, Aves, Passeriformes, Passerellidae. Gene Ontology annotation, molecular function: ATP binding; tau-protein kinase activity; protein serine/threonine kinase activity.